Molecule: messenger RNA, 1134 nt
Organism: Lentinula edodes (shiitake mushroom)
Lineage: Eukaryota; Fungi; Basidiomycota; Agaricomycetes; Agaricales; Omphalotaceae
Exons: 2
Coding region: 1-1134 (377 amino acids)
Source: RefSeq, a predicted model, not a curated record
AUGUCAGUCCUAUCCUUGUCGAAGCUAGCCCCAGAUUACGCUAAAAUGGGUUCAUCCGCACCGAGCACAUCAGAAGGCUCGUUGAACUCAUACGUUUCGCACAUAGCCCAUUUCUUUCAACACAUAAAUAAGCUACCUUGGGUGGCAGACUCUCGUGUCACAGUGGACUAUUACCCAGGACAGUCCCCACGUUGUGCACGUUCUCGAUCUCCUCACAGAAAAGAAGUUCUAUCGUGGUACAACCGACACGCGUUUCCACCUGGUCAAAACGCAGAGCCUUUGGAUUUGGAUGCUGAAUCGUCGCCAUCGCCAGUUUUAGGACAGGUUGUGCAAAUGAUUGAGGCUCAACCUUCGGUGAUUACGAAAGAACCUACUAAGAAUGUAAUUCAGCCUUUGAUUCUACCCACUGUUCCUGUUCCAGAAUCUCAGAUUGAAUCCGGUCCUACAUAUUUUGCCGAGCUCAUUCCUCCCCCGCCCCCUCGUUCAGACACACAACAAUCUGCACGCACUGGGAGGUCGAUCGUUUACUCCGUUGUAAACCCCUCCGCUCCGUCUACUUCUACAACAACAACUUCUUCUUCUUCUCCCCUCACCGAGCCCCCGCGCCAUCUAGGAAUUGACACCAUGACCGCUUUGGCACAGAGCAUUACCGGUUAUACGCCGUAUCAACCUGUCGCACCUCAGUAUGGCCGCCCCAUUCAUGAACCUUUGGCUCAGGUUCCAGUGGCAUCCUCUGUGAUUUUCACGGGUGAUAUACGCGAAGUAAAACCUGCUCAUACUAGAACCGGCACACCUGCACAGUCCAUGUAUCCGUACCCGUUGUAUGCGCUCCCUACCACUGAGUAUUUGACUCUACAUCUAUGCACACCUCUGUUGCUACCACGUAAUCAAGGCCUGUACGUCUUGACAACGUCCUUUCACACUUCUACCCAAUCUCAAUCACCAUCAUCUGAAAUGGACGCUUUCAACACCUUCACUACCUCCGCCGCUGUCGAGGAUGUCGUUGUCGAAAUUCCCCGUGACGAGGAAGACUCUGGCUCCAGUGCCAAUUCCUCCUAUAUUCUUCAGAACCUCAGAACCCGGGUUCUUUGUUGGUUGUCUCCGAACAUACUUGUAUUGUACUUCAUCCUAUAA